Bactrocera neohumeralis is the source of this 2542-nucleotide messenger RNA. Its product is annotated as inositol polyphosphate 5-phosphatase K. The coding region runs from base 177 to 1664 and encodes 495 amino acids. Gene Ontology annotation, molecular function: phosphatidylinositol-4,5-bisphosphate 5-phosphatase activity. Gene Ontology annotation, cellular component: ruffle; plasma membrane; cytoplasm. Gene Ontology annotation, biological process: phosphatidylinositol dephosphorylation. The record is from RefSeq and is a predicted model, not a curated record. The transcript is spliced from 2 exons. Lineage: Eukaryota; Metazoa; Arthropoda; Insecta; Diptera; Tephritidae.
GCUCGCACUUUAAACAAAAACAAUUUUACUUGCUAUGGUUAGUAUUCGACUCUGGUUUUUUGCUCAUACCAUUUAGAAAAAUUACUCACCCUCCUCAUAUAGUGUUGACAAAGUGUAUCGUCGUACUGACGCAAUUAAUUAAUAUCAAGGAGAUAUCUUUAUAACAUAUCAAAAAGAUGAAUUCUAGUUCUGUUACGGCAGGCAAUAUUUCCAAGGCGGGAUCUGAUUUACAACAGCUGCCACAACAACAGCAGUUAUAUGUUGAAACUUAUUCGGUGUAUGUGGUGACAUGGAAUGUAGGCACCCGUUUUCCGGAUAACAUCUCAUUGCGUUCGCUUUUGGGUCUUCAAGGUGUCGAUGACCCGAACACACAAGAUUUGCCCGACAUUUACGCUAUUGGUUUGCAGGAGGUUAACGUUCAACCACAACAACAGAUGCUUGGUCUAUUUAAGGAGGAUCCUUGGACACACAAAAUAAAAAAAAUACUUCGUGACUACGACUAUGUGGUAAUUAAAUCAGAACAAAUGCAAGGGUUAUUACUUUCUCUGUUUGUGCGCCGUGUUCAUGUGAAACAUAUGCGGGAUAUAGAACCGGAAUUCACCCGUACCGGUUUUGGUGGAAUGUGGGGCAAUAAAGGCGCAGUGAGUAUUCGAUUCUCGUUGUAUGGUUGCGCAAUUACGUUUGUAGUCGCACAUUUGGCUGCGCAUGAUAAACAUUUGGAUGAGCGCAUCGAGGACUAUGAACAAAUUAUGGAAAACCAUCACUAUCAUGUACCACACUAUCGCGAAAUCUACGACCACGAUUAUGUUUUUUGGUUUGGAGAUUUAAAUUUUCGUUUGAUGGGCGACGAUAGUCCUGCUGAUGUUCUAGCUGCUAUUAAAAAUGAUAAACUACCUGAACUUAUUGAACGCGAUCAAUUGCUGCACGUACGCACUAAAUUGCAAAAAGCAUUUCAUUUAAUGCAUGAGCGUUUGCCAGCUUUUCCACCGACAUUUAAAUUUCAUGAAGGAACUUCGAAUUAUGAUUUAAAACGCCGCCCUGCAUGGACCGAUCGAAUAUUAUAUGCUCUACAACCGCUCAAUAAACGUCCAGAUGAGAGACUCGCCAUCGAACAAAGAUCAUACAAAUCGUUUCCAGCAUAUAACAUUAGUGACCAUAAGCCAGUGAGCAGCGAAUUUAGCGUAAAACUUUAUCCGAACUACCGAGCACCUUGUGUCAACUUUAAAGAGAUCGCAGGAUGGCAAAUUGGUGAAGAAAAUACAGUCGAAUAUGUAAAGCCAAAUGACUUCGAAGAACGUAAUCAUGACUGGAUUGGUGUUUAUCGUGAGGACUUCGCGAGUUUAAAUGAAUAUAUCGGUUAUGAAUAUGUGAAUCAAGCUGAGUCACCACCAUCGUCACCCGAUUCACCCGUAGAUCCUUUCUUUGAAUCACCCGGUCCUCAACGUUCGCGUCGUCACCAUCACCGCAAUCAUGAGCGUUUGCGUCGCCAACAGUUGCAGGAUGAAGAAGACAUUCGACUGGACUUCUCAGAUGACAUAAAUAUGCGGGAUGGCGAGCGUUAUUUGCUAAUAUAUUUCCAAAACACUGGCAUGCGGGGCGUAACCAGCAUAGCUGGUAUGAGUAACAUUUUUCGUGCAAUUAUGCCCAGAGGCAAUGCUAAUUAAUAUUUUAACUUAGCUAAUAUAUAAUUUGUUUAUAUUUCGUGACUUAUUUAAAUACGUUUUAGUUUUUAUUAUACCAAGGCGAAAGACAUGUACAUAGAUUAAUCUUACACAAUAUAUACAUACAUACAUACCCUUGUAUUCCGAGUUAUGCAUAUUUAAUAGUAGUCAAUUUAAGAACAAGUAAUACGCAUUUAGAUACGUUUUUAAACAUUCUAUAGUGUGUGAUAAUUUUAAAAGUGCUAACAAUUUACUUACAAUUUAAAUAAAAGUUAUACAGUUUACAUUUUUGGCGAUAUAAUGGUGUUUUAAACUUUAAAUUAUAUUUUUUAGAUACAACCCUACUAAUCCACAAUACCUCUGUCUAGUCCAGUUUUUUAAGUUAUGUAAAUAAUUUUGUUUCAUUUUAUUAUUUUUAAAUAAAAUUACAUAUUAAAAAGUUUUGUUAAAAACAAACUUAUGUACAUAUGUACUUAUGUGUGAGCAUAUAGCUGAAAUCGACGAAAUUGUUAUCAGCUACUACGAUAAUUCUAUUUGUUUGCUUUUUUCAAUGAAUAAUAAAACUGUAAGCUUUGAUAAAAAUUACCGCAAUCAUAUCUACCAUAAUAUAUACAUAUGUACAUGUGUAUGUUUUAAAUAUUGAAAUAACACAAUUGUCUUAAUGUACAAUAUGUUUUAACUAUCAGAAAAUAGUAAAAUACUUAAAUUUCUCACAAAUCGGUUGAACGAUUUAGCAGCUAGUGCUUCUAUUGGAAUAGUUGUUAAAUGAUAGUUAAAAUGUUAUUUUUGUAGAAUAAUAAAUAUGUAAGAAUGUUUACCAAUAAGAAUAUAUCUCGCUAAAUAGUUGAGUGUCUAGAGCGCCACCUAUUGCGGAAUAGUCA